AACGUUAUAAUUCGUGAUUAUGUAGUGACGUGUCUCUCUCUGUGUCAAAAAGUUUAAAGAAUCUCGAGAGGGCGAUGUUUAAUUGAUUGCAUCGUGUUUUGGAUAAUUAUUUAAAACAAGAUGUUGACGAAGUUCGAAACGAAGUCUGCUCGAGUGAAGGGCUUGUCCUUCCAUCCAAAACGUCCCUGGGUACUUGCAAGUUUACAUAAUGGCGUUAUUCAAUUAUGGGAUUACCGUAUGUGUACCUUGCUCGACAAAUUUGACGAACACGAUGGACCUGUUCGAGGCAUAUGUUUCCACAAUCAGCAGCCAUUAUUUGUUUCGGGCGGCGACGAUUAUAAGAUCAAAAUUUGGAAUUACAAACAACGAAGAUGUAUCUUUACGUUACUGGGGCACUUAGAUUAUAUCAGGACUACUAUGUUCCAUCAAGAGUAUCCUUGGAUCCUUAGUGCUUCAGACGAUCAGACUAUCCGAAUCUGGAACUGGCAAAGCCGCACUUGCAUUUGUGUAAUGACUGGCCACAAUCAUUAUGUAAUGUGUGCACAAUUUCAUCCUACAGAGGAUAUCAUCGUGUCAGCUUCGCUUGAUCAAACGGUCCGCGUUUGGGAUAUUUCGGGAUUGCGCAAGAAAAAUGUGGCGCCAGGUCCGGGAGGUCUCGAGGAUCAUUUGAAAAAUCCGGGAGCGACCGAUUUAUUCGGUCAGGCUGAUGCAGUAGUGAAAUAUGUUCUUGAAGGUCAUGACAGAGGCGUAAACUGGGCAUGCUUUCACGGAACGUUACCUCUCAUUGUCUCCGGAGCCGAUGAUCGACAAAUUAAAAUGUGGCGGAUGAAUGAUGCCAAGGCUUGGGAAGUAGACACAUGUCGCGGUCAUUACAACAAUGUGUCCUGCGUACUGUUUCAUCCUAGACAAGAUCUUAUUCUCUCCAAUUCGGAAGACAAAAGUAUCAGAGUCUGGGACAUGACAAAACGCACAUGCUUGCACACAUUCAGAAGGGAACACGAAAGAUUUUGGGUUCUCGCCGCGCAUCCGACAUUAAAUCUUUUUGCGGCUGGUCACGAUUCUGGAAUGAUUAUUUUUAAACUCGAGAGAGAACGUCCCGCGUAUGCAGUUUAUGGAAAUCUCCUGUACUAUGUGAAGGACCGUUUCCUUCGUAAACUGGACUUUACCACGUCAAAAGAUACAUCAGUGAUGCAAAUACGCGGCGGAGGAAAAACACCGCCAUAUAGCAUGUCAUAUAAUCAGGCGGAAAAUAGCGUUUUAAUAUGCACAAGACCACCUUCGAAUAUCGAGAAUAGUACUUAUGAUUUGUACAUGAUACCGCGCGAGGGAGAUUCGAGCACGGAUGCUGAUACAAAACGGGCAUCUGGCGUUACCGCUAUUUGGGUUGCCAGGAACCGGUUUGCUGUAUUGGAUAGAUCAUAUUCGUUAGUCAUUAAAAAUUUAAAGAACGAAGUCACGAAAAAAGUGCAAAUCCCAAAUUGUGACGAGAUAUUUUAUGCCGGUACCGGCAUGUUACUUUUGCGCGAUCCAGAACAAGUAACGCUGUUUGAUGUACAACAAAAGAGAACUUUAGCAGAAGUAAAAAUUACAAAAUGUAGAUAUGUUGUGUGGUCCAGCGAUAUGUCUCAUGUUGCUCUUCUGGCUAAACAUACUGUCAAUAUUUGCAAUCGUCGAUUAGAAUCUCUUUGUUGCGUGCAUGAAAAUACCAGAGUGAAAUCUGGUGCUUGGGAUGAUUCCGGUGUAUUUAUUUAUACAACCAGUAAUCACAUUAAAUAUGCAAUCAGCAAUGGUGAUCAUGGUAUCAUCCGUACACUAGAUUUACCGAUAUAUGUUACAAGAGUAAAGGGCAAUCAAGUUUAUUGCUUAGAUCGAGAAUGCAGACCACGGAUCCUUCGUAUAGAUCCGACAGAAUACAAAUUCAAGCUGGCAUUGAUUAACAGGAAAUACGAGGAAGUUUUACACAUGGUUCGCACAGCGAAUCUUGUUGGGCAAUCAAUUAUAGCGUACUUGCAACAGAAGGGAUAUCCGGAAGUAGCACUUCACUUUGUAAAAGAUGAAAAAACCAGAUUUGGUCUUGCGCUUGAAUGUGGUAAUAUCGAAGUUGCAUUAGAAGCGGCAAGAUCGCUCGAUCAGAAAUCAUGUUGGGAGAGUUUAGCGCAAACUGCUUUGCUGCAAGGUAAUCAUCAAGUCGUGGAAAUGUGUUAUCAAAGAACAAAAAACUUUGAGAAGCUGGCUUUCCUCUAUUUGAUAACUGGCAACUUGGAGAAGCUACGUAAAAUGAUAAAAAUCGCGGAAAUUCGAAAGGAUGUAUCUGGACAAUAUCAAGGAAGCUUGCUGCUUGGAGACAUUUACGAACGGGCUAAGAUUUUGCGGAACUCCGGACAAGCAUCAUUGGCGUACGUUACCGAGAAAAUCCAUGGAAUUUCAAAUGAAGAUGACGACCGUGAGUAUGAAUCGAUGAGCGAGGAACUUUCUGCGCUGGAAAAAGGUGCCACAUAUCUCUGUCCACCCGUACCUAUUCAGCAAGCUGAGAACAAUUGGCCACUGCUGACCGUUUCUAAAGGCUUCUUCGAAGGCGCGAUGUCUCGUAGCAGAACUCAAGUGGCCGCUGCUCUUGCUCUGGAAGACGACGGUGAAGCAACACCUGAAGGAUGGGGCAACGACGAAGAACUCGGUAUAGAUGACGAAGAAGGCGUGGACGCAGAAAUCGUACCCGAAGGUGAAGAGAAUCCUGGUUGGGAUGUCGAGGACGUUGAACUUCCUCCGGAACUUGAAGCUGCUGCAGUUUCCGACGAAGGCAAUAACUAUGAAUGUCUACCUACUAAAGGAGUUUCGCCACCACAGCAUUGGGUUAACAAUUCUAAAUUAGUAGUCGAUCAUAUACUGGCCGGAUCUUUCGAAUCUGCUUUCAGAUUAUUGCAUAAUCAGCUCGGAGUGGUAGAAUUUGGGCCUUAUCAAUCCUUGUUUUUAAAUACGUACGCACGUUCCAGAACAUCCUACACAUGCCUACCUAAUAUACCAUCGUUAUAUGGAUAUCCUCAAAGAAACUGGAAGGAUACUAAUUGGAAGGAUACAACAUCGAAGACCGGAUUACCUGCCGUGGGAUUGCACCUCUCCGAAUUAGUCCAGCGUCUUCAAGUGUGCUAUCAGUUAACAACCAAUGGCAAGUUUGCCAAAGCGAUAGAAAAAUUACAAAAUAUCUUGCUAAGUGUGCCAUUACUUGUUGUCGAUACUAAGCAAGACAUUGCGGAAGCUCAACAACUGAUUCAAAUUUGUCGCGAAUAUAUUUUGGGUUUGAAGAUGGAAACUGAACGUAAAAGUUUACCGAGAGCUACAUUAGCAGAGCAAAAGAGAAUUUGCGAAAUGGCAGCAUAUUUUACGCAUUGUAAUUUGCAACCUGUACAUCAGAUUCUAACUCUUCAAGUAGCUGUUAAUUUGUUCUACAAAUUAAAGAAUUAUAAAACUGCCGCAUCAUUCGCGAGAAGAUUACUGGAACUCGGACCAAAUCCUGAACUUGCACAAAAAAUUCGGGUUCUAUUACAGUCCUGUGACAAGAAUCCUGUUGACGAGCAUAAAUUAAUGUAUGAUGAGCACAAUCCAUUCUCAUUAUGUGCCAACACGUUCACACCUAUUUACAAAGGAAAACCGGAAGUGAAGUGUCCCUUAUGUGGUGCUAGUUAUAAUCUACAAUUUAAGGAUACAGUUUGCAAAAUAUGUGAAGUUGCUUUGAUAGGCAAAGAACAUUAAUAUUUUAUUUAUAUUGUUCGAUUUUUAAAAUUUUCAAUCUCUAGGAAGAAUUGAAAGGAUAUUCAUUUUAAGCGCAAUAUAAUUUUAAGAUAAAAUAUAUAACUUUAAUAAUUAAAAUAAUUUUGAAUUAAAGAGAAGCAAAAAAUAUUUCUAGCUUUAACAAAAGUAGUUAUAUUUUAUCACUCUACAGGAUAGCCUGAAAUGUGUGGAUUCUGAACAUAUUUUAAACGAAUAUUAUUCUCUUGAAUGUGACAAUUUUUUGUGCAUUUCUAUCAUUUCCAUUUUAAUUUACAACAGUAUUAAUCUAAAAUUUUGUUUUUUACAUAUUAAAAAUAAAUAUAAAAUUUAACAUGCGUGUCAGAAAUGGUGAAUCUCGAAUUGAGAUGAUUUAUAAGAAAAUAGAGACGGUAUUUAUAUAAAAAGUACAAUGUUUACAAAUAAAAUCUUAUCGAUUUCUAUCAUGUAAUGAUAAUUUCCUUGAUCUAUAUAUAUAUAUGCAAAAUUCAAAAUUUAGCAAUGUAUCCUAUUUAUGUCAAAUAUGUAUAAUUAAUAUUUUUAAGCAUAA
This is a messenger RNA of Pogonomyrmex barbatus (red harvester ant), 4312 nucleotides long. RefSeq names its product coatomer subunit alpha (gene alphaCOP). Gene Ontology annotation, cellular component: COPI vesicle coat. The record is from RefSeq and is a predicted model, not a curated record. Lineage: Eukaryota; Metazoa; Arthropoda; Insecta; Hymenoptera; Formicidae. Gene Ontology annotation, molecular function: structural molecule activity; protein binding. Gene Ontology annotation, biological process: retrograde vesicle-mediated transport, Golgi to endoplasmic reticulum; intra-Golgi vesicle-mediated transport; intracellular protein transport.